AUGUCGUCGGAAAUACCUUACCUAGAGACCCGGAUACUCGCUCUGGAACGCAUGGCGAUAGCGGAUAGUGGAAAAGGAGAGUCCAUCAACCGCUUCAACAGCUUACGGUACUGUCCGCCACCCUUUGACAAACUACGAUCGCUCAACUACGGACCGGACAAGUACACGUACGACUUCGAACCAGCUCCUCGCCAGAACGACGCAAUCAUGUGGUACAUUACACUUCUUAUUCGCGACAUGAGUGCGGACCACAUCGGCGUCGCAGACAUGCAUUUCCGAGUAGAACCUACCGAGAGGUCACCGCCGUUCUGGCUGGUUUUACCCGACUACACUACAUUCAAUGAGUUUCCCCUCACCGCUUGGGUAACCUUUUCCCCAGGAAUGCCCGGUCCGACAGAGGAUAAUCUACACGUGAAGAUCGGUACAGAAUGGAUCUUGUUGAAAGACUGGCUGCUUUCCAGCCAGACGCCCGCUGAAGACUUGGUUGGCGAGAGGGGCUACAGGGCGCAGCGCAGAUGGUGGAAGUUCAACGGGAAGCACUUCCGGCUCGCCGACCUUCCAACCGAGAUGCGCAUGAAGGUUUUCGAAUUCGCUCUCGGUCCUAGAAUCUACCCUUUGACUACAUCCAAGGACGCUGAGGUCCGUCUCGGCCUGGGCUUUCGAAAUUGGCAUGACAGCAGUCAAAUCGAUCAACGCCACCCUUCACAGCUGUAUGGACGUGGGCACACAGUUACAGGGUGCUCCGCUUACGAGCCCAAUCUUGCGCUCUUGUCUAUCAACAGACAGACCUAUGGUGAGGCACUUCAGGCUGGCUGGGAAGACACCCGAAAGUGCUUCUUCUCACCGAUUCAGCUCAGAUCAGUCCUUGAGGCGGGUACUAAACCGAAUUAUAACUGGCUCAAUCAUCUCAUUCUUGACUUCACGAUGUCCGAUUGGUUCAGUUUCUUCGGCGUUGGAUUCCGUGACAACAUCAGUAUGAAUAACGGUGUGUCUCUUGGACCUAUACUCUCCGCAUUGGAUGGACUGUCAAGUCUUCAGCUUUGGUUUCGAAGCCCAGACAACGGAGCCGCUUACUAUCCUUAUGGGAUGCGUCGUGUCGAGAAGUCAAUAAUGGUCAGCUUUGUCUGUUGUCAACGUACAAUGGUCGACUGGAUCAUGACAUUCGCUUGGCCAUUUGUAAAGGAUCUACCAAAGGUGAGACUGGGUGGGAUCCUGAAAAAGGACACAAAGGACAAAUGGAAUGAACUCCUCGCGCUGCCUGCAAAGGACAAGGAUGGCGUAAUGGACCACGCUGCUGAGCAGGCGGCCAUUCUGAAUACCCCAUCAGCAGAUAUGUAA
Messenger RNA from Alternaria conjuncta, 1338 nucleotides. RefSeq lists its product as uncharacterized. The coding region runs from base 1 to 1338 and encodes 445 amino acids. NCBI's taxonomy places the organism in Eukaryota, Fungi, Ascomycota, Dothideomycetes, Pleosporales, Pleosporaceae. The transcript is spliced from 2 exons. The record is from RefSeq and is a predicted model, not a curated record.